AUGGUAUACCAGUUAGAAGAGAAAGAAAUGGAGGACCCUCUAGAUAGGGAAGGUAGUUUUUAUAUUGAUGAGGCUCACCUAGUUGAAAUAUAUGAUGUAUCAGACCUGACUAAGCGAUAUCGAAAUAAAGAGUAUUUUCAAAAGAGUCAAAAAGCUGAAUUUAAGUUAUUGAAUGAUUCAACAGAUGAUCUCAAGCCAUUAACUAGUCAGUACGAAAUCGUAGACACUGGAUUAAGACAAGAUGUAAACCAGCUUCACUUAAACAGUUCAACACUUGAUGUGCUUUAUAAUAACAAAGUAUCCAUAUUGUUAGAAGUACCACAAAAGAAUUUGGCUGAACAAUUCUGGACUAUAGUUGACGAUCAUUGUAUAGAAACUAUCAUUCUCCUGGUAAAAGAAAAUGAAAAGGUGACAGAGUUUUAUCCCACGAUAGAUGAUGUUUUUAGAAUAAAUAACUUUGAGAUAUAUUUGGAUUCUGUCGAGAGGAAGAAUAAAAACAUCAAAUUGUUAACUUUCAAUCUGGAUAACAAGACAACACAGUCGACGCGCCAGAUUAAAAUCUUUAAAACAAAUGUUUGGGAAUCUCCUCUUGUAAAAGGAAUAUGUUUUAUCCUCGAUAAAGCAAGUGAAAUGAGAGGUGCGCCAGUUCUGAUAAUUAAUAGUAAGAUGGCUGACAUUUUGGUUUGUGGAGUAUUGACAGUCUGUUUGAAUGUUAUCUAUGCAAUAAAAACUGGAAGCCCCUUCAGUGUUCUGGAAAAUGCAAAGAUUGUGAAUAAAAACGACAGAAGUUUCUUCAAGAAUUUUGAUGACUAUGAAUUAUGUUACAAAGGGAUUGAACAUUAUUUAGAAGCUACUCAUACAUAUGAUUUUAUUGAAUAG
Molecule: messenger RNA, 879 nt
Organism: Mytilus californianus (California mussel)
Lineage: Eukaryota; Metazoa; Mollusca; Bivalvia; Mytilida; Mytilidae
Exons: 8
Coding region: 1-879 (292 amino acids)
Biological process (GO): protein dephosphorylation
Molecular function (GO): protein tyrosine phosphatase activity
Source: RefSeq, a predicted model, not a curated record